CACAAGAAAAGUCUGUUUCUUCCAUUUUGUAUUCUGAUUGAUGUCUGUGAUUGCAGGAAACUGCCAUAUCUCUUACAAUUUAUCUGCUGUGUUUGAGUUAAGCUUUUGCAAGAUAGAAAUUUCUGUGCAGAUUUCAUUUUUGUUGCAUGCUUCUCUGCUGUUCCUUAUAACAGACCUGAUAAGGGAGUGACUUGCUUUACUGACAUUAACACAAGGAAGUCCAAAAUGUAAAACAAACUUGGUGCACAGUAAUGAUUAACUUGCCCUCCCACAUGUUGCUUGUCUGUGCAUUAUUAAAUAUGGUUUUGCCUCUACAGACCUGUUAGUAUAGAAGAGGUUUGGAGUGCAACUUUCAAACGGCAAUAAGCAGAUGUUUCAGCUUCCAACCUGAAGAACAGGUUCUGCAGAUAUAAAAGCAGCUAAGUGUCUGUUCAAGAUUGUUACCACCCUCUGCCUUCUUUUGCCUCCUCCCACUUUGAACUUGUUACCCUGGAGCUGAACUGUUUGAAUAAGGACUGUAAGAGCUGCUUUGUGAUCAGUUAGCUGAGAGCCCUCAGCAUGUAGAAUGCAGGGGAGGAGCCUUCACCCUCAGAUUUUGCAGUUCCCUCCUCUCUACUUUUUUUUUGUUAUGCUUAUGAAGGUUUGGAUGUACUGUGUGAAGAAGCUGGGACAGACUGACUGCACUGUCCAGAGAGAAGAGGCAAAGGUCUGUGGCGUGCGAGAGAUCCUGGGAAGAAACACGGAGUGCUUGUAAUGCUCGUGCUGCUGGGAAGGGCUGUCACAUCCAUUCUACAAAGACCGAGCUGAGCGGUAGUUCUUUCUCCUCACUAACUUUUACUCAUCAAUGUGUGGAAUAUGUGUCAGCAGGAUUAAACCAGGACAGUCUCCUGACAGUGGAAUUCUAGAUAAGGUACUUGCUGCGAUUUCUUACCUAAGCCAACAACACCCUCUGAAAUUUUUCUCCAAUUUUUAUAUUGACUGAAUCUUCCUGCAGACGUACGUUCUGAAAUACUUUGACUUAGAGCAAGCACUGUUGCUAGGUUGCUCUGAAAGCUUGAGAUGGCUCUGACUUCUCCAAAAUCUGUAUCAGAGGAUUUAACACAAAGAGAACUCAUGCUCCAUAAUGAAAGCUGUUUCCAUUUCCUCUCUGCAAACGUCAUCACAGUAGUGGAAAGAUGUAUGAGUUCCAUGCAAGCUGGCACCCAAAUGAUCAAGCUCCGUGGCAGUUCCAAGGGACUGGUCCGUUUCUAUUACCUGGAUGAGCACAAGUCAUGUAUUCGCUGGAGACCGUCUCGAAAGAAUGAGAAAGCCAAAAUUUCCAUUGACUCUAUUCAGGAGGUUUGUGAGGGGAAGCAAUCAGAGAUCUUUCAACGCUAUGCUGAUGGCAGUUUUGAUCCGAACUGCUGCUUCAGCAUCUACUAUGGAGAUCAUAUGGAAUCUCUUGACCUGGUGUCUUCCAGUGGAGAGGAAGCACGCACCUGGAUCACAGGGCUAAAGUAUCUGAUGGCAGGAAUCAGUGAUGAAGACAGCCUCGCAAAACGCCAAAGGACCAGAGACCAGUGGUUGAAGCAGACAUUUGAUGAAGCAGAUAAAAAUGGGGAUGGCAGUCUGAGUAUUAACGAAGUGCUCCAGCUGAUGCACAAACUGAAUGUGAACCUACCCCGACAAAAAGUCAAGCAAAUGUUUAAGGAGGCUGACACAGAUGACAACCAAGGCAUGCUGGGCUUUGACGAGUUCUGCACCUUCUACAAGAUGAUGUCAACACGACGCGAUUUGUACUUGCUAAUGCUCACCUACAGCAACCACAAGGACUACUUGGAUGCGGACGAUCUGAAGCGCUUUCUGGAGAAUGAGCAGAAGAUGACAAAUGUGACUAAAGAACACUGCUUGGAAAUCAUCAGCAAGUUUGAACCAUGCCCGGAGAACAAGAAGGAGGGAGCUCUGGGGAUUGAUGGUUUCACCAAUUACAUGCGGAGUCCAUCAGGGGACAUAUUCAACCCAGAACACUACCAAGUGAAUCAGGACAUGAGUUAUCCUUUGAGUCACUAUUUCAUUACCUCUUCACAUAAUACCUACCUCAUGGGAGAUCAGCUGAUGUCCCAGUCUAGGGUGGACAUGUAUGCGUGGGUGCUACAGUCUGGCUGUCGUUGUGUAGAAGUUGACUGCUGGGAUGGGCCAGACGGGGAACCAAUUGUCCACCAUGGAUACACUUUGACUUCCAAAAUUCUCUUCAAAGAUGUGAUUGAAACUAUCAACAAAUAUGCCUUUAUCAAGAAUGAGUACCCUGUUAUCUUGUCAAUUGAGAACCAUUGCAGUGUAAUUCAGCAGAAGAAGAUGGCUCAGUAUCUUACAGAAAUUCUGGGAGACAAACUGGAUCUGUCUUCUGUGCACAACGAUGAUUCUACCAGACUCCCUUCACCAGCAAGUCUGAAAGGGAAGAUACUGGUUAAGGGGAAGAAACUUCCAGCCAACAUUAGUGAUGAUGCAGAGGAAGGUGAAGUUUCUGAUGAGGACAGUGCUGAUGAGAUAGAUGAUGACUGCAAACUAAUGAAUGGAGAUGCAUCUACUAAUAGAAAAAGAGUGGAGAAUAUAGCAAAGAAAAAGCUCGACUCACUGAUAAAAGAAUCCAAAAUUCGUGACUGUGAAGAUCCAAACAACUUUACAGUUACCACUCUACCAUCAUCAGGAAAGGCUGGUCAGAAAUCAGAUAGUAAGAAGAAUAAACUUGAGGAUGAUGCAGAAUCUGGGGAAGAUUUCAGUACCAAUAAAAGGCAUAGCCGAACGUUGAUGGGCAGCUUUUCUAAACGCAAGAAAAAAGGAAGCAAAUUGAAAAAGGCAACCAGUCUGGAGGAGGGUGAAGAUGACAUGGAUUCUCAAGGAAAUGUAGCCAGAGGCUCUGUACAUUGCACCAGGAUAAACCGACAGAAGAAAACAAUGAAGCUGUCUCGGGCACUUUCAGACCUGGUGAAAUAUACAAAGUCUGUUGGCAUCCAUGAUGUUGAAACUGAAAUCUCUUCUAGCUGGCAGGUUUCGUCUUUCAGUGAAACAAAAGCCCACCAGAUACUGCAGCAAAAGCCUGCACAGUAUCUACGUUUCAACCAGCACCAGUUAUCCCGCAUCUACCCAUCUUCUUACCGUGUAGACUCUAGCAACUACAAUCCCCAGCCAUUCUGGAAUGCUGGCUGCCAACUUGUGGCAUUAAACUACCAGUGAGGGAGAAUGCUGCAACUAAACCGGGCCAAAUUUAGUGCCAAUGGGAACUGUGGCUAUGUCCUCAAACCAAACUGCAUGUGUCAAGGUGUCUUUAAUCCAAAUUCAGAAGACCCAUUGCCUGGUCAGUUGAAGAAACAACUGGUUCUACGAAUUAUCAGUGGUCAACAGCUCCCAAAACCAAAGGAUUCCAUGUUGGGAGACAGAGGAGAGAUCAUAGAUCCAUUUGUUGAAGUAGAAGUUAUAGGUCUGCCUGUUGAUUGCUUCAAAGAACAAACUAGAGUAGUUGAUGAUAAUGGUUUUAACCCAAUGUGGGAAGAAACGUUGGUGUUCACACUGCACAUGCCAGAGAUUGCACUGAUUAGGUUCCUUGUAUGGGAUCAUGAUCCAAUUGGACGUGAUUUUAUUGGACAAAGAACGAUAGCUUUCAGCAGUAUGAUGCCAGGUUACCGUCACGUAUACCUAGAAGGUAUAGAAGAGGCAUCCAUCUUUGUUCAUGUGGCUAUUAAUGACAUCUGUGGUAAGUGGGCUUCUCUAUGUCAAAAAAAGUCUACUUUUAGAAGCAGAACAUUAGACGCCUUGAAGGUCAAACAAGCUCUAGGCCUAAAGGGCCUGUUUCUCAGAAAUCCAAAGCAGGCCUCUCUGGACAGUCAUGCUGCUGGUCAGCUCCACCGCAAACACUCCUUUAGCAGCCACAUCUUGAGACGGACAGCAAGUGCCCCCACCAAAAGCCAGAAGAAGAAGAAGGGCUUUCCCGAAAUUGCUUUUGACACAAAAGACAACAGCUCUGAAGGGGCCAGUGAAGACCGUGAAGCAGAAGCUGCCUCACAGCCUCGCUUUGAGCAAGAGGCAGAAAAUGCUCCUCUGUCACCAGCUCCCAGAGAUGGUGCCAGUGGGGAGGUACAUGGCAAAGGGUUGAAAGAUGUCUGCCACUUCUCAAUGCAGAGGUCAGUCACUUCUUUAUGCAGCCUAGAAACUAUCACUGAAGAGCCUGUUGUUGCCAAUGAAAACCAUCAUGCCAGCCUCUUCUUCCCCCUGCCCGUUACUUACAGCGAUUCUGAGGAAGGGUCUGUGUCUGAUCAUUCCACUGAGUCUCAGUCCAAAGGAAGAAGCCCAUCCAACCAGCCUCAAGAAGUUCUACUCACUAGAGAACAAAGACCAAAUCUGGCUGCAGAAGACCAAGUGCAGGCAGCCACGAGAGCAGCUGACGCAAGUAUAUACGUCCAAGAAGAUGAGAGGACAAGCAUGGCAGGACCUCUCAAAGAAGAAAAUGGUUGGACACAAGCAUGCAGUCAAGCCGAAGGUCAGCCUAGUUUGGCAGUGCAUCCUCAAAAAGCCCGGCCGGUAGUGGCAGCAGGUAAGGCUACUGGCCAACCUGUUGAAAACUGCCAGAAGCAAAAUGACCAGACAGUUCAGGUAUUAACAGACUUGAAAAACACCAUUGAACUGAAAGGUCAAAAACUUGGUGCAGCGGCUGUCCUGCAGCAAAACAACAUGAUUAACAGCACACAGACAACUUUGCCUCCAGAUCUUUUCCAGAAAGCCCAGGCUGUACAGGCGCUACCUUCUCAGACGAGCUCUUACGUGUUAGUAAGGAAGUCAAAGAGUGAAGGGAUGAAGAUGUCGGACUCCUCAGCUUUAAUAAAAAACCCAAGUAGCAUAUCUCCAGCAGCAGAAGUAUACUUUGAUGCCACAGUUAACGACCGGAUCUGGAGCAAGCUAGACUGCAGCAGUCAUCGUGACAGCAUGUCUUCCUCUUCCAGCAUGUCCUCCAAUGACACUGUGAUAGAUCUCUCUCUACCCAAUCUAGCUCGCAAAAGCCUCCCAGAUCUUGGCAUCCGUCAUGAGAAUUUUGAGCCCCUUGCAGCUAGAAGGGGUAUGCGCCCACGGUCUGCUACAACAUCAGGUAACGAAAUGCCAAUGGUGAGCAAGAGCAAAUCCAAUCCUAACCUGAGGUCUGACCAGCUGCCGGCGGAUGAGCUCUGCCCCCGUCCUCUUGCCAGGAGUCCUCAAGAUGCGUUCUCAUCCAUUCCUAGGAGGCAUACCUGGAGCAGGCUGUACAUCGAAAGUCUCAGGCAAUCUUCUAACAAAUCCAAAGCCCAGGAUAUGGUUGGGAACAACCAGGCAAAAUCCAAGAGUCUUGGAGACCUUACCUCGGAUGAUAUCGUGUGCACUUUCGAAAGCAAAUACCGUAGCAUCAGCAGGAGUUUUGUCACUCGAUCAAUGCGGGAGCAGCGCCGCUCUUCAGGCCUGAGGUCCUCUGUCAAAUCACAGGAUGAACUGACUGAGCAGCUAAAGAAGCUGACAGCCUUUCAGCAGGAAAAUGAUAUCACUUCCCCCAUCAGUCUUGAUCCAACUGAAUCUGAGGAGGAAGGGGAGAGCCUGGGACUCCUGCGCAGGUCCUCCUCCCGCAGCCAGAGCAGGGUGCGGUACAUCGCCAACCGGGCCAAGCAGGCUCAGGAGAGGCAGCGGCUGCAAAGCCUCGGCCAGCUGGGUGGGAGCCCCAUUGAGGAGAGGGGGAAUCCAGAGGGAGCCUGCAGCGUUGCAAAAGCAGUUUGUAUGGAUGUAGCUUCUCCUACCGUGUUUACAACCCAGCCUAAGAACCAAAUUGAUUAUAACACUGACACAGAAGUCUUCUUUAUGCUGAAACUGUAA
Cygnus atratus (black swan) is the source of this 5865-nucleotide messenger RNA. It is a transcript of the gene PLCH2, whose product is annotated as phospholipase C eta 2. The record is from RefSeq and is a predicted model, not a curated record. NCBI's taxonomy places the organism in Eukaryota, Metazoa, Chordata, Aves, Anseriformes, Anatidae. Gene Ontology annotation, biological process: phosphatidylinositol-mediated signaling; lipid metabolic process. Gene Ontology annotation, molecular function: calcium ion binding; phosphatidylinositol-4,5-bisphosphate phospholipase C activity.